AUGCAGAAUACUGUAGCUAUACCCUUCAGUUUUCUUCAUCUCCACCACACUGUGAACAACCCCGACAAGUACGAUAGAAAGCUGGUCUUGGAGGCCUGGAAGCCUUCAUCUCCUGAGCCUCUCCCCAUGCUUUUCAGGAGUGCACAGCCAAAGAACAACCGUCAAAGUCAACAUUUACGUGAAAUUCCUGGGGCUGACGACAACAACAAGCGAAUCCUGAUGGGCCCUGGCCAAAGCUGCUGUGCCCUGGCUAUCCUGCUGGCAAUUGUGAACUUCCAACAUGGUGGAUGCAUUCAUGUCACCAGCUCAGCAUCCCUGAAAGGAGGGCAACUGGACUUCACCUGUACUUUGUGGCACAAGAAAGACGAAGCUGAGGGGCUAAUACUCUUCUGGUGCAAAGACAGACCUCAUAACUGUUCCCCUGAGAACAGUUUAGAACAGCUAAGGGUUAAAAGAGAUCCUGGGACAGAUGGUAUCACUGAAAAGUCAUCUCAGUUGGUGUUUACCAUAGAACAAGCUAUACCAUCAGACAGUGGGACCUACCAGUGCUGUGCCAAAAGCCAGAAGCCAGAAUUCUAUAUUCAUGGACAUUUUCUCUCUGUUCUAGUCACAGGGAACCACACAGAGAUAAGACAGAGACAAAGGUCACACCCUGACUUCAGCCACAUCAACGGCACUCUCAGUUCAGGCUUCCUGCAAGUAAAGGCUUGGGGGAUGCUGGUCACCAGCCUGGUGGCCCUUCAAGCUCCACAAACCUUAUGACAAUGAGAAAACAAAAACUUCAGAGGAAGGUACAGUGAGGUAAAUCUGACAAUGUGCACAGAGAAGACUGGUCCAUAGAACGGAUGCCGGGUACUCCAAGCACCUGGAGGGCCAGCGAGAUGGUCAAGAAGUAAAGGUGCCUGCCUGCACAUUUCAGGUCAAGCCUGUGUGCCCACAUGGUGGAGGGACAGAACUGACCCCCACAACCUGUCCUCUGAUCUCCACUGGAGUGCCAUGCCUCCACCCCAGCCAACAAAAACAUCCCAAGAAUCUGGUAGAGCAGUUGGUAUACUCCUGAAUUUCCUCCCUUACUGCCAGAGCAAGGUUGGCUUCUCUCACCUCGGUGCCAAUAAAGAAAAUGUUUUGCAAA
This is a messenger RNA of Grammomys surdaster, 1132 nucleotides long. RefSeq names its product CD160 molecule (gene Cd160). The record is from RefSeq and is a predicted model, not a curated record. NCBI's taxonomy places the organism in Eukaryota, Metazoa, Chordata, Mammalia, Rodentia, Muridae. The coding region runs from base 1 to 762 and encodes 253 amino acids. The transcript has 5 exons. Gene Ontology annotation, cellular component: plasma membrane. Gene Ontology annotation, biological process: regulation of adaptive immune response. Gene Ontology annotation, molecular function: transmembrane signaling receptor activity.